Molecule: messenger RNA, 3262 nt
Organism: Heterocephalus glaber (naked mole-rat)
Lineage: Eukaryota; Metazoa; Chordata; Mammalia; Rodentia; Bathyergidae
Source: RefSeq, a predicted model, not a curated record
AUGAAGGAGGCAGAGGAGCCGUCGUCCUCAAGAGAGGAGGAGGAGCGGAUGAAGAAGGAGGAGGAGUCUGAAGGAAUCAGGGGAGUGGGACUCCGUGGUGGUGGUGGUGGUGGAAGAGGAGGCAGCUGUUGCUGCCGAGACCUAGGCUGCUGCAGCUGCGAGGCUGGGGCACUGGGAGGAGGCAGCAGAGGCAGUGGUGGUCGUGGUCUUGGGGGUGGAGGAACGAUCUGGGGGCGACUUUGGUAUCAGGGACCAAUUAAGCCUUACCAGCAGCGGCCACCACAGCGCCAGGGCAUUCUUAGCAGCCUUAUAGACUCUAUUAAGAAUCUUGUGCUAUGGUGGCUAUGGACAUACUUCAGUAAGAAUGAAGAUCCAUGUGUCUGCUCAACAGACACAAACGAGGUAGCACACCGGUCACAAAAUACAGAUGAUUGCGUCAUGUAUGUAGAGGAGGACAACUCUAGUAUCAGUGACAGCCAUAACGCUCCUGAGCCAGCAGUCGGUAAUACAGAAGCACCUUCAGCACCUAGUACUGCUUCCAAUGCACUCCCAAUUGGCAGUUGUGCAGAAAUGAGAGAUCCUCUCUCUCAGGGUUUCGACAUCUCAACCACUAGUUGUUCUUCCAGAGCCUCUGAUAGACACAGAGUAGUUUCACACAACACUCCAUUGCCACCUUGGGUGUCCGAGGCUGAACGUGCUCAUGCUGUCUCACGACAUAGCGCCACCACCACCCGAAAAACAGCACGCAACUUGUCUGGCUUUGGAAUCCUGUCACCCUCGCUUGCCAAUUUCUCAAAUCCUAAAACAAGUCAACUCAGAAAUUCUCCUGGAAAAAGACAUGGUGGGGCAGCAGCUGCUGUAAGGCUGACUCAACUACAAAAGACACCGUAUCAGGUGCCAGCCACAAAGAUGAAAGCCAAGCCACUCCAUGUGCAGCCUUAUAAUGUAACCAGUUUUACAGCUCGCAGGGCACUGCACUUUCUAGAGAUGUCAAAUUCUUUUUCAAAUGCGGAAAGAGUUCCCCAUGUUUUUUCCUCUCUGAAGUCUCUUGAUGGGAGUGGGACAGAUAUCACAGACAUGCAGGCCAAAAGAGCCCAGGGGAGCUCUCCAUAUCUCACUCUUCAGAGCCCCAAAACCCUGGAGCCGGUUUCCACAGAAACAAAAAACGCUGUUACUUUUAAACUACCUCUGACCCCAUCUAAUGAAUUAAGGGAGACUGGUCAAAGAGUAGGUAAAAAGGACAGUAGUGGAAAUGAAAACAAUGUGAUACCUGGACAAACUACACAACCAGAAAGUGGCUCUCCACAACCAAAUUUCAGUAUCCCUGCAGCAGAUGGCUCAUCUUCUGGAGGAGGUGGUACUGAUAAGAUGAGAGGAGCAGUUGCUUCUAAACCUCUAGAGGAGGAGGAAACAGAAAUACUAGUGUUGCCAAAAAUCUCUGCACCAAUCACCAGUCCUUCAGUGCCUACCGUCACUCUUAAUUCUGCUGAGACCACAACUUCUGCAUCAUUCAUGAGUUCUUCUCAGUCAUCAGCAAGCAAGGUACAAAGGACCUCUCCCAGCAGGACUGGCAGUCUGAUGUUUACCUUUUCACCUCCCAUUAUAAUAUCUACGGAGGCGGUUGUACUGCCUCCAUCAUUUACUCCAUUUACAUUAAGUGCGCCUAUAGACCUUUCUGGCUCUAGCAGGGCUUCAGAACCAGUUGUGAAGAGUUCAACUCAAAACAUCAUUGCAGUGAAGACAGCAAACUGUAAGAGGAAAAAUGAGGAUUUGGAGGACCUAUCACCUGCCAAACUCCUGAAAAAAGGAGGCGUCCUAGAUGUUUGGAAAAGCCCUGCAGCUCUCACAUGCCAAAAGGGAGAGUCUCUUGCUGCUCAGCCUACCACAGUGGGGCCAGUCAUUUAUACAAAAUCAGCAAGCAAUACCUUUUCUUCUAGUGGAAUCAGGUGUGAGACAUGUGCAAAAUCUCCAUCAUUCUGUAAGUGUGAUACAUGUCUCUUUCAAAACAAUGUAAAACUGCCACCUGGAGAGAGCGUUAAACAUGCUGAUGCCAGCAAACCUGGCAAAGCAACUCUGCCUGCAUCAGGGACAGGCUCUGGAGGCAAAUUUGAAUCAGCAACAGAAACUUGGGUUUGUGAUACCUGUUUAGUUCAAAAUAAACCUGAGGCAAGGAGAUGCGUGGCUUGUGAAACAUUCAAACUUUGAACUGCUGCUAUGAAUCCAGUCCUCAGGGGGACAGCAGUUUUAGAAACUGCAUUCACUAAGACUAAGUCAUCUUCCUGCAGCACCGUUAUCUCUGAUGCCUUAAGAUUGGGACAUAAAUUCAAAAGGCCUGUGGGAUCUUGGCUGUGCCCACUCUGCUGGGCUUCUAAUAAUGAAGAAGACAACAGAUUGUCCUAUACACUUGUGAAAUCAGCAAGCUCACUCCCUGCUUUUAGGAGCAGUGGGGUACCUGCCUCUCUGUUUUCUGGAGAGCCCCUAGGAUUGGCCAAGUCCAAAAGGCCUGAGGGGAAACGGGGCUGUGAAAUGUGCCUAGUGCAGAGUCAAGCAGACGCCGCCACAUGUAUAGCGUGUGACUUUCAAGGCCCAGGCACAUGUUCCUCGUCUCUGAAUCCAGCAGCCUCACCCUUCAAAUUUGGUGGCCCUUCAUUCUCUUCUGGGCCUUCUCACACCAUGACAAACACUGGAAAUUUUAAAGCUGGAGAUCAGAGAGGAUUCAAAGGAAGUGUAUCCUCUGACUCUGGGUCUAGACAGCCCAGGAGUGAAGGCUUUAAAAUUUCUAAACCCACCAGAGAUUCUACAUAUGGAGAUUCAACUGAUUCUAACCAUGAAGAAGUUAAACAACACAGUAAGAAUAGUAAUAAUUUUAAUUCUAGACUUUCUGCUGGGCAGCAGGGAAAGAAAGAGGAACAGCCAACACAGUGUAUUUUUGCUUCUAGAGCGCAAACCAGCAUCACAGCUGAUCGAGGUGCAGCAAAGCCUGUUUUCAGCUUCCUAAACAACAGUUCCUCUGGUUCAAGCACACCCGCCACUUCAGCUGCUGGUGGCCUACCUGGCAGUGUCAUCUACUCCACUGCACCCGUGGCCGCCCUGGGGUCUGGACAGGCCAGCAAGCCCAUGAGCAGCUCUCCUCUCCACCACCCUGCUCAAUCCAGUCUUUCUCAGUCUCUGCUGUUUGCUCAGGACAGAAAAUCAGCAGCCAUAUUCAGCUCAGCUAGAGCUGUCACCACCAGAAUAAAUACUGUAUCCAUUUAAAAGCUUG